UUCUUGAUCAGAGUGAUCACAGCAAUGAGAAAACAGAGGCGGCCGUGAAACACGAAAAGAAUCGCAAGAUCAGCUUCAUUGAAAAAAUCGACGUCAUUGAAGUUCCAGUCGUAAAGCCCGAGGACUCAAAAACAGAGGAAAAAUUUGAUCCGCAUCCGAAGCUCGUCAUUCAGGAUUCCAUUGAUGAGCCAGCUGACUGGAUUCACGCACCUCUCUCGGAAUCAAAAAAAGAACUUGAGGUUCUCGAGAAGGUAUGCGAAGAUAAUGAAGAGCAGACGGAGAGCCAACUUCCACUGCAGAGUGAUACAAAUAUUACCCCCAUGAACGACAAAGAUGUUCAGUCAGCAGCAGACAAAACACCUGCCGAGCCAUUUGAACAGCCCAACGGCAACAGGCAGCCAUCAGUUGAGACUCCAGCAAAUGAAGAACAGUCUGAGGACAAAGCAACACUCUCACAUGUGAUAGAUCGAAGCAGGCUAUUACAGAAAAAUAUAAUACUGUCUAUGUCAACAAGCAGCUCUGACUCGGAUGAAGAAGCCGCUCACAUGUCUGACGGUCAGAGAAAAAAGUCACAGAAAACUUCGGACGAGUCUAGCUCCUCGUCAGAUGAUGGGAAAAGCAGUGCUUCGAAAGCAGCGGUGAAGUCUGAUGACAAGAACGAACCCAAGCUCGACACAAAUGACGGAGCUGUCAAAGAGCACAAAGAAGAGGGAAUUCCAAAGCGUGUAGGCCACGAUGAAUCCAGCUCACCAUCGGAAGGCGAUGAUGCUAAUGAAGCGUUACAGAAAGAGAAGACUGUUCCAUCAUCAACUGCUUCUGGUCAAGGACACCCUUGUGUUCCUUUGGAAGACACCAGUGCAAAGAAAAAGACCAAAUCUAAUUCAGAGGGCUCUGAGAGCUCAACAUCAUCUUCAGACAAAAACGAAGCAACAAAGAACGCAUCACAGAACAAGAAGAAGAAAAAGAAGAAGAGGCGGAAGAGGUCGAGUGGUUCUAGUUCUUCAUCAGAUGACAGCAGCGUUACUAAACAAAGUCGAAAGAAGGACAAGGCAAAACCAAAGUUGACAAGCUCCGGAAGCUCAAGCUCAUCAUCAGAUGACAGCAAGGCUAAGGCGGAAAAGUUACAGCAAAAGAAAAAGGAGACCAGCUCUAGCAGUUCGGACACCGACAAACAUGAAAGCAGUGCUGAGAAAGGAGCCUCAAAGAAAGACGAUGUCAGUGAAAGGUCAAAAACAUCGAGUGGAUCCGAAAAAAGAGCGUCAAAGUCUCGAUCGGUGUCAUCUAGUAGCAGUGGCUCAUCGUUAGACCACAACGGCUCCCAAAAGGAAGCAUCAAAGGAAGACAAACCAGCGUCAAAGCCUGAGAGUCGUAAAAGCUCCACCUCAUCUUCAGAUAACAACAAGAAAGGUGAAGCACUCCAGGAAGAGAAAGAUAGGCCAAACACUUCAGAUUCCAGUACCUCAAGUUCGUCUUCAGAUGACAGUAGUACUGAAAAGAAAUUACCGAAGAAGGACUCGAGAAAGACAACAUCUCGAAGUUCUAGAAGCUCCAAUUCUUCUUCAGAUGACAAGGACGCUGCGGUUGAAGCAGCGACAAAGAAAGAAGAAGCAAAGUCGAGUUCUAAAUCUUCCAGUAGCUCGUCCUCAGAUGAAGGCAAAUGUGACAAGAAGCGCUCAAUGAAAGACAAAGCAAUGCCAAAGCGGGCAACCUCCAGGAGCUCCAGUUCAUGCUCAGAUGACAGAGAAGGUAAGGGUAACACGACGCAGCAAAGAAAUGCGACGGUGAAACCAAAGUGCUCUGAAAGUGCCGACACAUCUUCAAAUGCCGAUAGUGAUCGGGAAGGCUUCUCGAAGGAGGAAAAGGCUAAGCUUAAAAAACAGAGCUCUAAAAGUUCCAGUUCAUCUUCAGAUGACAAUGCUGCUACAACUGAGGUGAAGCGGAAAAAUAAGUCAAAAUCCAGCUCAACGACAUCCACUAGCUCUAGCUCGUCUACAGAUGAUGACAAAGCUCAAAACAAAGCCUUGAAGAAAAAGAAAAACACGUCUCGCUCAGCAAGCUCCAGUUCAUCUUCAGAUGGCAGCAAAAGAAAUAAGAGCACAUCGCAAAAGAAGAAAGCUCAGUCAGGACAGGCCACCUCGAGUAGCUCAAGUUCGUCUUCCGAUGACAGCAGUGUUGAGCAAAAAGACGCAAAGAAAGACAAAAGCAAUAUGAAGUCAGCGAGUCCUAAAGGGUCCAGUUCAACUUCAGAUGAAGAAACGAGAAAAAGGCACACAUCACCUAAGCCGGCAAACUCAAAAGACAGUUCAUCGUCGGCAGAGGAUAAUGUUACAUGUGGGAACUAUGCAAAUGAAAAGGAGAAAAGCAAGAAGAGAGAGCUAUCACCAGCCAGGACGUCAAGCCACAGUGAAACCAAAUCGGCUUGUCAAGGAAGCAAUGCUGAGAAAGAGUCGAUGCUGGAAGAGCAAGUCAAGCUGAGAUCGUCUUCAAGUAUCUCAAGCUCCACGUCGGAAGAUGAAGGAAAACCGUUGGAUAGGUCUCGUGAAAACGCAGCAAUGACUGAAAAGCAGGAUGACAUGCCACACACUGACGAUAUUUCUGACGAUCGCAACCAAAUCAAGUUAGAGGUUUGCGUCAAUGAACAACCGUCUUCCAGCGUGGCUGACGAUAUCGAGAGUCAAGUCAAAUUACCUUCCUUAGAGCUAGCGACCACAAGUGAUGUCAGCGAAAACAAAGCAGCUGAAAACGACACCGAAGUCAAAGACAAGUAUGUCCCUUCGAGCGCUGAAACUUUGGAAGUAAAAGUCAACAUUCUUGCAGAGACAGGUGACAGUGCUCAAGAAACUGCUCCUGAAACAGAGGCCAUCAAAAACAUCGAAGUGUCUGUUGACAUAUCCCUUGGCCAACAGCUUGUCCGGUCACGAUCAGAUGUCGAAGACGAUGCUGAAACGCAAGAAAGACCAAUGACGGUUACUGUCCUUCCCAGUUGCGCUCACAUACGACCAGAUGAACCAAAAUCGAAAGGUAGAUCAGACUCUGAGUCAUCAUCUAUCAGUGAGGAAAUUGGUGUUCAAGAAGAGACCCAGAAGACCGGCACAUGUACCGAAACACCUGUGAUACGAGACACCACUCCGGGCGAUUCCCUCGGUGAAAACAAGACAGGAGAUGAAGUCGAAGUACCGAUCGAUGUAGAUCAAGAAUUGGAUUUCGAUGUAGUUGGUCUGGUGAGCAAUGUCGUGAACGAGUCACGUAGCCCAGUGCACCUCACCACACAAGGAGAGAUACAAGACUCCCCAGUCAUAGUUGAGAAGAUUGUGACUGAUGUAACGCAAGAAAAUGCGCCGUUGGGAAAAGACGAUGCACUGGAGCGGCGCUCGUCUACUUCCAGUGAGUCUAGUUCUUCUGGCAGUGACGGUGAAAAAGGUGGAAAGAUGAACGUGGAUGCACCGAUAUCUGACCUAGUGCCCACAUCGAAAGAAGACGUCAUUGUGAGGUGCGACGAACAGAAGACGGAGAAUCAGCCUGCUGCUCCCAUGCCCAAAUCAGAAGUGCUUGAAGACAGCGCUGAGGAACAGCAAGUCGAUGCGGGGAAGAAUGACAUGCAAGAUUCACCCUUACCCAGUACAAAUGAAACGAGCUCCCCAAAAAGUGAAGAAGAGACCCAGCAAAGUAAAGAGACCUCUGAACCAAACCAGUCCUUUUCAGACAAUGAGUACCAAACGAAAGAAACAAACCUUCCGACCUUCGCCGUAGACGAUCAAACGGGAAAGCAAUGGAGAAAGAAGUCUAGGACAUCUGACACAAGUAGCUCCAGCAGUCCGUCUGACGACUCUGAGGACUCCAUCAAAGCGAAAACGUCAGAAGCAGCACAUGAAAAAAUUGUUCGCGCAUCUAGCUCUUCAUCUUCCAGUGAAACAUCUGCUGAGCAGGAUGAAAAACUCAGCCCAGAAAAGACACCUAAUGUCAUCGAAGACCUAUGCGAUGCCAUCAUUCCCGAAAAACCUAGUUCUGCCUCUCACGAAGACAAGAACGUAGUGAAGAAAGAAGGUAGCAAUGAAAAGAAAAAUGAUGUCAAGACAGAAGACCCAACGGUGUCAAACACAUCGAGCUCAAGUCACUCCAGUGAAUCGUCCGUUGACGAUCACCGAAGGGAUAGUGCAGAGCAUAAUGAAAAGCAGGACAUGGUGAAACAGGAAGAUGAACCGUCAACUGUCUCGUUGGAUAUUGAAGUUGAUAUCAUGAAGGAAGUCGACAAACCAGCUGGAGAAUCUGGCAAAAGUCCCGAACCAGAGACCUCUGUCGUGCUAGAGACGCACAUGGCUUCCCAGUUUGCAGUUGCGGAGGAAUUCCCUUCUUCAGAUUCUGAAGACCAAGAAGCGCACGAGGUAAUAAUUGGCAUCGACAAAGUAGAACCGACUCAAGCUGUUGAGAGACAGUCACCUCCUGCGACUGAAGUCGUAAACGCUGAAAUGGAAGCUGAAAACGGCAUUGACGAUGGGACCUUCGGAAAGAAAGAGCGCACCACUGUAGAGGUAGCUUCCUCUUGUGAUGAAGGGGAGCGGAAUAGUGUUCCCGAAAGCCAAGAUGAUUCCCUUGCUAUCCUGGUUACGAAAAUUGUCCCAAAUGAAAAUGAAAGUCAGGAAGAAAUCCUUACAGAGGUGACAAAGUCCGAGCUUGACCAAACUCCCCAGCACAUCCCGACACCUCUUGAUGACAUCAGUCAGCUUCCUGUUUCUGUUCCGAAAGAGGAAAUUUCAUUGUUCCAAAGUCCAGAGUGUCUGUCGGAAACGCCAAAAACUAUUGCAGAAAGUUUUGACAACAAAACAGAGACACAAGAAAGUUUGAAACCAGCAGCACCAUCUUCUCUGCCAGCUUCAACCAAGCCAAGCAGAAAGUAUAGUGACCAAUACUCCAACUUUGAAACACCUCGUGAUUCACGAUACCGACUACAAGACAUGCAAGAACGCAGUAAGUCGUCUGUCGGCCAGCAAAGAACACGGAUACGGCCACAGGUCGAAGUGACGUCAGCUGUCUUGCCUUGUUUGGUUGAAGUAAGAACAGCAUUGCCGCCAUCUGGAAUUCCCUCCGAGGUUCUUGAGAACAUGGAAAAUGUCACUGAUGUCAUGAAGGAAGAGAAGCCUCCUAAGGUAGCUGAACUAAUCGUGCCAGAAACGUUGACAAAUGUCAACCAAGGAAACAAAGAGAUGGAGAGCUUGCCAGUUGGAGACAAUGUCGUCGAGGUUUCAUUGGAACAACACUUAUCAGCAAUGGACGAAAAACAUUCCCCCGCUGCUGUCUCCAGUAGCUCAAGCUCGUCUUCGGAUUCAGAAGAAAACAAAGCCAAAACCGAUAAAUCUCAAGAUUGUGAGAAAGAGAAGAAGACGCCCAAAAAAGAAACCGAACGAAAAAGUAGAGCCUCGUCUAGCAGCACCAGCUCAUCAUCUGAUUCUGAUGAAAACCGAAAAAGGAGAAAGACGUCCAGGAAAAGUUCCAGCUCGUCCUCUGAUAGCAGCGCUAGGAAACAUAAGAUAGAUAAGCGAAAGGACAGUGCUUCAAAACAACCAGUUGCAGUAAAAAAAGAAAAACAGAAACGUUCGAGCUCGUCAAGUUCCAGCGAUUCACACGAAAAGAGGCAGCAUAGAAAAAGUGAUACGUUGGCAACUGCAGAAGUCGGCGACAAAGUUGCUAUUAGUACUUCUAGUGACUCAAGUUCUGACGAAGGCGCUACCAAAUCCCAUCGUAGAAAUUCCGUUGAAAAGGAGGGAAGGAAACCAUCGAGCAGCGAUAAGGAAGAAACUGCGCCUGACCUGAAAGACAAAAGAAAGCCAACGAAAACGAGCAGCUCUAGCGGGACGAGCUCUUCAUCAUCUUCAUCGUCGAGUGAUGAGAAUGCUAAGCCGGAGAAGGAAGCAUCCAAGUCAUCAUCAUCCACCAGCUCUAGCUCUUCGUCCUCAGAAGACGAUGUGAAAAACUCACAUACACAUGAUCGUAGAAAGAAAAAAUCACAUGGGUCUUCAUCAGAUGACACCGAAGUCAAAAAGUCAACCGAAAAGAAGGAAAAGGUGAACAGAAGUGGGAGUAGUGUAUCCUCGAGCUCAGAUAAAGAGGGCUCCCAAGCUAAGACAAGUGGAAGUGAAAAAGGACAUCCAUCGAGACCCCACAAAACAUCAGAAUCAUCUAAGUCUAGUGAUUCAAGUUCAUCCGAUUCAAGAUCAUCGGACUCAGAAAAUGAGGCGAAGAAGAGGAAGGAUGUGUCGUCUGUUCCUGACGUAAAAGAAGCUACGGAUGAGCCUCAUCCAAAGCUGCCAUUGGCGCCACCACCAACGUCCAGAUUACCCCUACAAACGUCGCGCGAUGAAGAAAUUCUGGAAAUCGUCGAAAAAGUACUUGAGGACAGUGAGAUAGGUAGUCUUGAUCGAAAUGCCCCAUCAAGCGCCAUUCAUGAGAGCAUAGACGGCAAAAACGACGCUGAUCAAAUGAAAGACGAUGCCUUGCCUACUUCUGAUCAAAACGGUUUAGAAGAUUGGGUUAUCGUACCGGAAACGGUAGACGAAACACAGGCUGCACCGCACAUCGUUAACGAGAAGACACGUGACCCCGAAUUAACCCAACACGAGUCAUCAAACCUCCAUGGCCCAACGCCAGAAACGAUCAGUAAGGAGGAGCCAGUAGAGGGCGAGCGUGGCCAGCCUGUGUCGGAGUGGGUGAACAUGUGGGACUCCGCCAUCAGUGCGGGCUUGUAUCCGACUCCAACAGCUGAUGUGUCAAAAAGACUCCAAGAGUUGCAUUCAGAGCCGCAACAACCCGAAGCUGCGAGCAACGCCAAGCAGAGUGACCCGGAGACUGCCACGAAGCCAGAAGACGCUCCCUCAGGAUCGUCCUCUGUUGAGGCACCUCAAGUGAUCGCCAAAGAGGAGGCUGGGAUCGUUCGUGCAGAGCCCGCUCGACUGAUCGAAGAUGAGCCAUGUGUCGACACAAACGUGUCCGAGCAGCCACCUGUGAGUGGCGUUGAAGGUGCCUUUGAGGCCAUUCUAGUCAAUGUCGUGCCAGAACUCCCGAUCGAUGACAAUCAAAGCAAAGUCGAGAAGAACAGCGAAGACCUGGACAAGCCCAGCGAGAAGACCAUACGCGAUAAGACGGAGGACGAAACGUACCAGGCUUCUCUCUGUUACAUUGACCCCGAGUUGCCAAGCCCAGUGGAGAAAGAUGGUGACGCGGACAACACUUGCCCGGAUCUUAUGCGUCCGGAGGACACCCUAAGUGAGUCGCUGCCGGCCUUUGUCCGGGAGCCGGUGCCAGCGGUGUGGAGGAGAGCGUCGGUCGAUCGUCAGGUGGGGAAGUUCAACAUCACAUGCAUCAUUCGACCGAACGAGGCGCACUUGCAUGGCUCCGAGACCCGAGUUACCCCUCCGAGGCAGACGGACAGGAAGUGGCUCAACUUGGAGAACUACACCAUCAUGCCACCGCCCCAAUCUCCGGAAAGUGUCAGGAAGAACACCGCGGAGAGUGACCUGGGGUCGAAGACCACCGUGUACCUGACACCGAGGUCACCACCGAACGCUCGUCAGGAGCUGGUGGCCCUGCGGUGUGUCAGGAACAGUGAGGACGACAGCAGUCUCACCUACCUGCCAGAGCUGAGAGAUCUAACACCGGACAUAGGCGACGGGGAGAAGAGCUUUCAUUGGAACGGCAGGAGCAAAGAGGUCGAUAAAUCCACGGUGCCUCACUUACAUUCCCAGCCUCCACUAGCUGAUGUGAAGAAAAAGCGGCUAGCGUAUGAAAACGGUAGCUCAGCAGCGCAUAAAGAGCUUCGGAAGGUGACGCCGCCACAUAAUGCCAACUUAGAGGAGCGAAAACAAAAGCUUCUUGGAAGCACCACAGACAUCGUGUCCAAAGUGAAACAGCCGGUAGCCGAGCCGGGCAAAGUCGGUCGCCUUCGCGCCAUGUUUGAGCAGAUGGACGCAGCAGCAGCCAGGGCACCGGGACGAGACGAAACGCUCCGGGACUCCCGCCGCUUCAAGAGCAUGAUGAACGUGACUGCGCCUUCGACGACGGGCCGAAGCAGUCGUCUGGAGGAGCCAACUCUGAAAGAACGCAGUCGCAGCACUGCUGCCCUUCACCGAGCGCCAUCGGGUGGGCUCGGAGCUGAGCUGUCGGUCGCCCCAGAGUCUGUGAAGGAGCGUAGUCGUAGCACAGUCAACCUGAACCACCGAGAAGGCGAUGAGAAGCCUUCCUGGGACGCCGUAGACUCCGGAUCGAUCAAACAUCGCAGCCGAAGUACGGUGGGGCUCAAUGGAACCUCGUCUGCGUCACCCAGAGCCGGGCUUUCCGCUGCGCCGGACUCAGUCAAAGAGCGGAGUCGCAGCGCUGCCACUCUACACAAGCCAGAGAAGGCUGACAAGGGUGAAGACGCCGUGGACUCCGCCCCGGCGAAAGAGCGUAGUCCGAGUGUCUCAAGACAGCCUGAAGGGUCACUCUCACCCCAAGGACCCACCGGUCACGACUCACCGCCUGCAUCGUCCGAAUACGUCACCCUAGAGGAGCGAGCUCUCUCAUCCCGCGCUCUGGACGAACUUGAAGACGGCGAUCAUCAGGCGAAGCUGGACGCCAUCCGGCGCUACUUCGAGGGCCUGCAGGACGGCGACAUCACCGCAGGCGACGACAUGGACAUGCUGGACGACGCCCUGGUGCCCGACCGCGGCUACAACCGCUCGCUGCCGCGCCUGGACGCCAGCGCCUCCGACCGGCGACCGCCUCUGACGGACCUCUUCACCGAGCCGGAGCGCGGCACGCGGUCACUGAACCGGUCGGCGAGCUCGCCUCUGGUGAGCGCCGAGGGUGCCGGCGGCGCGGCCACCCUGCUGGACCAGGUGCGGCAGCUGCGGCGGAGAAGGGCGUCCGGAGGGGCGCUCUCGCAGACCAGCCUGACCACCAGUAUUGCCAGCACCGCCGAGCUGGCCAGACACAGAGACGACGGCAUCGUGGUGUUCGGGCCGGGCAUGUGCCAGGGCAAGGUCAACGCCGUCAACCGGUUCCAGAUUCUGGUGCCGCACGCCGACCAGGCUCCGAUGGGGGUGCGGCUCUACAGUCAGCGCACCGAUUCCGUCACUCGGGUGGAGCUGCGUGACCUGGGCUGUGACUACCAUCAGGUGGCCUACCGGGUCAACCAGCCCGGCUGGUACCGACUGUAUGUGCGGCUCGGCGGCGGCGCCCGCCACGUGGACCUGAUGACCAAGGUGUCACACUGAGCGGGUGAAGGAGGGGUCACACUGAACGGAACUGGUGUCACACUAAACGGAACUGGUGUCACACUAAACGGAGCUGGUGUCACACUAAACGGAACUGGUGUCUUACUGAACGGAACUGGUGUCACACUGAACGGAACUGGUGUGACCUGCUGACCGGAAGGGAACUGAGGUGUCUUUACGAGAAGGAUGCAGUCGGAACUGAGAUGUCGCUCUAAACCCGAAACAGGUGAAAUAUCGCGCCGAUACGACCUCUUCCAGCUAGAAAUCGAACAGGAAUUUACUAUGUAGUUUUAACUCUCAAUCUAUUUCUAAUUAAAAAAGCCGAUGCGUUUCUGCUAGACGUUCAACAAUGGGUGCAGAGCCGAACUUAGUAUUCCAUUCUAGCAGAACGCAUGACGUUCACAUUCCAGCCCGACACCAGUGCUUAAAAGAAGCCAGCAGUAUACUUGCAGUGUUUCAGACAUCGGAAAUGAGCUACACGCCCAGUGAUUAUUGCAGCAAGGCUCGCGAGCGUCCAGGGCCCGGCCUGUGAGUGGGCUGUUUGGCUGGUGCCUCGUCGUUGCUCCGUGAAGCAGGGACAGGGCCGACCGUCGCAUCGCUGUUUAGCCGUGUAUUCCGUUUAGUCACAGUGUUUGUUGCGUGACUAGAUGGUACGAUAAUCGGUGCUCGCAUUACCAGUCGGUGGCCAAUACGCCAUAGGACGGAAAUCAUUGCUUCAUGUCGUAGAUUUGCUUCCAUCGCGGUCUAUUGCCAUUUGUCUGCAUAUGUUUAUGGGAUUUCCUGGCGUGUUGUGCUGGGGGCAUUACGCUCGAACGAUGAGCAGAACGCGCUAUGUAACCGUUUAUUGCGACCCGGUUAUAUUCGGAGCUUUCCCGAAUGGCAAUGAUGCAGCAUGUCCACCGCACAGAGGGUCAAUGAUUGGGCCUAUUUGGGGAGUGAGAUGGAUUUGCUGCGUGUUAGGGAGUAUAUUAUCGACAAGGCAGCUGUUAUUGUAUAUGAAAAUAUUUUUGUGCUUAGUUGUGCGUCAAGAGUAUUAUUGAUUAAGAAGUGUAAUUGCUUUUAUAUCCGAUUAUCGAUUGCAUGUUUUGGUUAGAGAUGCAGAUUCACAAAUGAUUUUAUGCUUAUGACCUUUGUAUAUGCAUGGAGUGUUGCGAACGAGCAUCUAAUUAGCUCAUGCCACCGCACAUUUUGUAAGGAUGUGGCAUCCUUUGCGUUGGCAUUCGUUCAUAAAUGUGUGCAUUGAUAAAGCAUUGUAUGUGAUUUUACCUACCAAUGGACGGUAGAAUGUUUUGUGGGCUCCAAUCAAAGCAAUAUACAGUCCAAUUUA
This is a messenger RNA of Amphibalanus amphitrite, 10572 nucleotides long. Its product is annotated as serine-rich adhesin for platelets-like. The record is from RefSeq and is a predicted model, not a curated record. Bases 321 to 9245 code for a protein of 2974 amino acids. The transcript is spliced from 3 exons. NCBI's taxonomy places the organism in Eukaryota, Metazoa, Arthropoda, Thecostraca, Balanomorpha, Balanidae.